AGUGUCGAUCGCGAGAGCCGAGCUCAGUAUUCCACGCGUGAGUGCCUCUCACUGGCGAACGCGCGCUGUGCAGUACCAAUCAGAUGGUGUUCGACUAUUCUCACUUUUUACCCAACUUCCACGCAACUUCUAAAACAAUCAGUAAGCAGGCAUCAGCUCUCCGACGAGGGGUAUCUCAUCUCGCCCGAGAUGGAUAGGGAAUCGUAUUUAGUUCUAAAUUAGGAUGCACUACCAGUGAAGUUUGGAGCUACACGACCGGUAUUUACAUUGAUCUUUGACGUUGAACCCCACGUAAAUCAAAUAUUCCACACCGAAAGGUGAUGCUUUGCCUUUAGAAAAGUUGCCUGUGAGUUUUUAGUUGACACGAGACUACGUGCAGCGAGGGAGUCGAGGGAUAACUUCCCCACCAGUGAGCGGAUGACGCAUCUAGGCCUAGCCUACACGCAAAAAAUGUGAUGACUUUCAUGUUUCGGGCAAAUUUGACCUACCUCUAAGCUUGCCACAAUGAGUUUUAUUUGACGGAAGUCAAGCCGAUCUGAUUCUUCAAAACAAGAUCAUUUCGUUUGGAAAUAUUAUGGAUCAUUCUGCUUCUCAAUACAACCUUAUUAUUAGCAUCAUCUCUAAGCAGACAUACAUGUUCAUACAAGUUCAAGUCUAACUUCUAUCCAACACUGGCAACAGAAGAGAAGUUUAAUAGCAUACAUAAUGAUUGUGAAAUCCAAACAUUUGAUAUAAUUUUCGUGUGGCCAGAGUUGAUCAUUUCCCCCUCCAGGAUCUCUUAUUGGAAAUAUAAUUGUGGAAAUAAGGCAAUAAACAUGGCUUCUAGUCGGAUUAAAGGAAAGACGUCAAAAAGAAACAGUUCGAGUGGGAAAAUGAAAGAUUUGCCACCUCCAUCCUCUGCCUCAAACAACAAUGACCACAGGAAGUUUGACCUGUCAGAACUGGAGUUGCUCAAAACUGUUGGUACAGGAACGUUUGGUCGAGUGAUCCUUACGAGGGAUAAGAAGACAAAGGAUUACAUGGCAUUAAAGGUGUUAACGAUAGAAGAUAUAAUUAAACUAAAACAAGAAGAUCACGUGAGAGACGAAAAGGCUAUACUCAGCAUCAUCAAUCAUCCAUUUAUCAUCAAACUACAUUGGACGCACCAUACCGAUACGUUCCUAUACAUGCUCUUGGAAUAUGCCUGCGGGGGCGAACUCUUCACAUACCUCCGGAACAGUGCACGUUUCAACAACGACACAAGUAAAUUCUACGCCAUGGAAAUAAUAUCUGCAAUAGACUAUUUACACAAAGAAACCAUUGUAUAUAGAGACUUAAAACCAGAGAAUAUAUUAUUGGAUUCUGAAGGCCACGUGAAGCUUACAGAUUUCGGGUUUGCCAAAAAGCUGGUUGAUAACAGGACGUGGACGUUAUGUGGGACACCGGAAUACCUUGCACCGGAGAUCAUCCAAAGUAAAGGGCACGGGAAGGCUGUAGACUGGUGGGCUCUCGGUAUACUCAUCUAUGAAAUGUUAGCAGGGUUAGUAUUUAAUUCUUGUCGAUGAAAUCUUGAAGUUUUUCUGAGUAGGAACACAUUUGCCCUCAAGAUUACUGUUGAUCAGGUUUUGGAUCCAAAGGGGUUGGGGCACACUGUUUUUCGUUACAUUUUGCCUCCUUUUUAUAAAAGUGAUAACCAUGUUAUUGACUCCUUCAGAUACAUGUAUUAAGGAUCAUUUACAUCCUUUUUUAGUGAGAACAUGUUAUUUCUUGCUCGACAAGAAAUUCUGAAGAAAUCAACUAUCAUUUGCUCCAACCCCUCUUUCAUCAAAUCAUAGAUCCAUCCCUGAUUUGAGGGGCAAAGUUGAUGAGGAUGAUGAUAAUGAUUGAUUGUGAUGGUGGUGGUGGUGGAGAUGGUGGUGGUGAUGGUCAUGGUGAUGAUGAUGGUGAUGGUGGUGGUGGUGGUAGUGGUGGUGAUGGUAGGUGGUGGUGGUGGUGAUGAUGGUGGUAAUAAUGGUCAUGAUGAUGAUCAUGAUGAAGAUGCUGGUGAUGAUGAUGAUGAUGAUUAUUAUUUGACAAUUAUGGUGAUGACAGUGAUGACAAUGAUGAAUUCCAUCCAUCAAAGUAGCAUGACAGAAUCUGUCAUUGCCCAUCAAAAUGUGUCCCCUCUUUCUUGGCGUUAUGUUGUCAAUGGACCUUAUGCCAUUGGCAUCACGAAGUCAAGAGAGGUAUGUUAAGUCAUGAUGAAUACUGAAUUAUAAAAUUCAUUUCAAUUUUCCUGCAUUUUAACGUUCUGGUCUACAGGCAUGACAAUGUGAACACAGCAUUAUCUCUGAAUAUCCAGAUAAUUCUGUCUUGAUCCUUUAGCAUACCCCGAUCUUGGACACCAACAGUAUACUCCCUCAUUGCUCCGUAGUAAAUCUGUCAAUCUACAAGAUUUCUUACAUCCAUAUCUAUACAUAGUUAUAUUUGAUGGCCUCUUUUAUGACUUCUGCUUAUGAUGUUUAUCUGUGGCCAAGCAAAUGGAAGCUCAAUGCAGCAAUUCACCUAUGUAGUUUAUGUAAUUAAUUUCAAAAAUACAUUUUUACUUUGUGUUGAAAUGAUUUAUACAUAUCAUAUAGAAAUAGUUUACAUGCAGGCCUACAUGAAUAAUCAAACAGAGCGUGAUGUAAGAGAAAUAGUCAAAAUGAGGUCCAGUCUAGGAAUCUAUUCUCAUCCAAGGCAGGUUUAGAAUGGCAUGGACAUCAAGAAGAGAGACCAAAAAUAGGCCUAUAUAAUUAACCAUUUUUCAGAGCAAUCAUACUGCAAAACAAGAGUUGGAUCUGUAGGACUAUAUUAGUGUAACAAACAUUAGUGUAUGAACAUUAUAAGGUUUGUUUCAUUGCUUUACACU
Molecule: messenger RNA, 2869 nt
Organism: Lytechinus pictus (painted urchin)
Lineage: Eukaryota; Metazoa; Echinodermata; Echinoidea; Temnopleuroida; Toxopneustidae
Product: cAMP-dependent protein kinase catalytic subunit PRKX-like
Exons: 4
Coding region: 816-1544 (242 amino acids)
Biological process (GO): signal transduction; peptidyl-serine phosphorylation
Cellular component (GO): cAMP-dependent protein kinase complex; cytosol
Molecular function (GO): cAMP-dependent protein kinase activity; ATP binding
Source: RefSeq, a predicted model, not a curated record